Molecule: messenger RNA, 369 nt
Organism: Vicia faba (fava bean)
Lineage: Eukaryota; Viridiplantae; Streptophyta; Magnoliopsida; Fabales; Fabaceae
Source: the annotation of a GenBank genome assembly
AUGGAAAUGAGACGGAUAGAGGAAGAAUGGUGGUGGUGUGUCGAUGGAAACAUGGACAAUGAUGAAGAAAGGAAAUCAUGGAAUGAGCUGUGUGAGGAAUUGGUCCUGAUUUUGUGGAAUUUACCAGAUUUCUCAAUAACAAUACGAUUCAUAUUCAACAACAUCAACAACAAUGUCAACAACAAUAUUACGAAUUCGCGAAGAAAUAGGAAAGAAAUGGAACCUGGAUUUGGAGCAGAGACAAAUAGAACCAAAGUGGAGGGCAGCAGUCUGUUUAUAGCAGUUUUGGACUAUUGGAGCAGGUUUGUGGGAAGAUUUGGCAGCAAGACAGUAACAAAUUUGUGGGUAGAUUUGGCAGUAAGACAAUAG